AUGAAAGGUGUCUGUUUCCUUCUCACUCUUGUUGUUUUGGCUUUGGCAACUUCCAUUGCCACUGCCUCUGACCCAAGCCCUCUCCAGGACUUUUGUGUGGCUGUUGAUGAACCCCACAAAGCUUUGUUUGUGAAUGGGAAGUAUUGUAAGGAUCCCAAACUUGUCAAGGCUGAGGAUUUCUUCUUUUCUGGCCUCAACACUCCAAGAGACACAAACAACCCAGUUGGAUCUAAUGUAACACAAUUGAAUGUGGACAAGAUUCCUGGGCUCAACACUCUUGGAAUAUCAUUGGCUCGCAUUGAUUAUGCACCUUACGGCCAAAACCCACCUCACAUUCACCCUCGUGGCUCUGAAAUCCUAGUGGUCGUCAAGGGAACUCUCUAUGUGGGUUUUGUGUCAUCCAACCAAGAUGGAAACCGUCUGUUUACAAAAAUUUUGAAAGAAGGAGAUGUGUUUGUAUUCCCAAUAGGUAUGAUUCACUUCCAGUUCAAUCCAGAACACACUCCUGCAGUCGCCUUUGCCGGUCUCAGUAGCCAAAACGCAGGAGUGAUCACCAUUGCAAACACUGUGUUUGGAUCAAAUCCUGCCAUCAACCCUGAUAUCCUGGCUAGAGCCUUCCAAGUGGACAAGAAUGUUAUCAACUAUCUCCAGAAACAAUUCUGGUAUGAUAACAACUAAUUAAUAAUGUGAUAGCAAAGAAUCCAUCAAUAACAGCUAGCCUAUUUUAUUUUAACAUUAAUGUAUUCUUUUUGAAUAAAUAGAAAUGGUUAUGUAGUGAACGUACCGUUUCUCGAUUAAUUCUUUGUAAUCCUAGUUUUGCUGAAUUAUUAAGAAAAAAUUGAUAUGCACUCUCAAUCUUGCUCAACUCCUAAAUAAUUAUCUCUAAGGAAUAAAUCGAACGUUUAGCGUUUUUCCA
Humulus lupulus (European hop) is the source of this 916-nucleotide messenger RNA. RefSeq names its product germin-like protein subfamily 1 member 17. Gene Ontology annotation, molecular function: manganese ion binding. The transcript has 2 exons. The record is from RefSeq and is a predicted model, not a curated record. Gene Ontology annotation, cellular component: cell wall. Bases 1 to 678 code for a protein of 225 amino acids. NCBI's taxonomy places the organism in Eukaryota, Viridiplantae, Streptophyta, Magnoliopsida, Rosales, Cannabaceae.